AUGAAGCUCUAAGCCAGUUAUUAAUAACAGCCCAGCGCGUCUCCUGACCCACCUAAGAGCAUAUGGUGUUUUUCACAAAAGAGAAGAGACAUCAUUCUCCUUGGCUUUGGACUUCACUUACAGAGCCCCUGAGCACCUCCCUUCAAUGUGGAUGAGGCUGUUUGCACGACAGACGAAUGCAUUAGAAUUCGCUUCCUCUCAUGUGUUUCUGGCUAAGUAAAGCGGUUUUUGUCCUCAGCGGAAGUCUACUUUGUCAAGUUGAGACCUGCCAAAAGUGCUCCAGUCUUCGCUUGUAACUUCCUUGGUUUUGGACUCGCUUGUCUGACCCUGGCCGGAAUCGGAGAAGUUGGGAGGGACCAAGGUUGCUAAGAGACCACCUGCGCUGAAUGCACUUUGUUCAAGCAAGAGCUUGCGGAGUGAACCCCAGGAGUGGGGUUAUCUACCAGUACCUGGGAUCAAGUCAGGGAGCAAGAGCAUUCUGUAUAUGAUGUGUAAAAACUGGAUAUUAAUGUCUACUACUAUUCCUGCAAGUCCAGAAGAUGAAAUUCUUGGAAGACUUCUAAAAAUUUUGUUUGUUAUCUUUGUUGACUUUAUGUCUAUUAUAUAUGUCAUUAUAACUUCCUAAAGAACUGAAUUCCCUUGCUUCACAUGUAAAUUUCACAUUAAUUCCACUGAAUAAAAUUUGUAGUUUAA
Molecule: messenger RNA, 693 nt
Organism: Mustela lutreola (European mink)
Lineage: Eukaryota; Metazoa; Chordata; Mammalia; Carnivora; Mustelidae
Gene: MRLN
Product: myoregulin
Exons: 5
Coding region: 485-625 (46 amino acids)
Source: RefSeq, a predicted model, not a curated record